CUCUUGAAGCCCCGCCCCUCCCCGGUUCCCCCGCCGGUACCGGGGCCGGACCGGGGGCGCGUUCUCCUUCCCGAGGUCCCACCCGCCAGCCCCGCCCCACCCCGCCCCGCCCGCCGCGGGGUCCCGCCGCUCCGGUGCCGCCCGGGCCUCGCCGCUCCCUCCCUCUCCGCCGCUCCGGUGCCACCGGCGCUUCCCGGCUGCCGGCGGCCGGAGCGUGCGCAACAGGCGGGAGCCGGCGGAGCUUCGGGAGCGCUCGGUGAGCCAGCGGCCGCCCGCCCGGGGCCGGGCAUGUGCGGCGGGGCGACGGGCAGGGCGCCCGGGCAAGGGCGUUUGAAGGAAACGUGAGGCGAAGCGGCGGCGGCGGCGGCGGCGGCGGAGGGAUGGAGGCGGCACCGAGGCGAAGCCCCGAGCCGCGGGAGAAGCCGCCGCUGCUGGACGGGGAGGCAGCGGGGGCGCCCGCGGGGGCGUCGGGCGCGGCCUCACCGGCGGCGGCGGAGCAGAUCGUGGCGGAGGGCGAGGCGGCGGCGGCGGCGGCGGCGGGCACGUUCGUGCAACGGCAGCUCGGGGCGAUGCUGCAGCCCGCCGUGAACAAGUUCUCGCUGCGCAUGUUCGGCAGCCACCGGGCCGUGGAGAUCGAGCGGCAACGGGUGAAGUCGGCGGGAGCCUGGAUUAUCCAUCCCUACAGCGACUUCAGGUUUUACUGGGACCUCAUCAUGCUGCUCCUGAUGGUGGGGAAUUUGAUCAUCCUGCCCGUGGGCAUCACCUUCUUCAAGGACGAGAACACCCCUCCCUGGAUCGUUUUCAACGUGCUUUCGGACACUUUCUUCUUGGCUGACCUGGUGCUGAACUUCCGGACAGGCAUCGUGGUGGAGGACAACACGGAGAUCAUCCUCGACCCUCACACCAUCAAAAUGAAGUACUUGAAGAGCUGGUUCCUGGUGGACUUCAUCUCCUCCAUCCCUGUUGACUACAUUUUCCUCAUUGUUGACCUGGAGACCCAGGUGGAUUCUGAUGUCUACAAGACAGCCCGAGCCCUGCGCAUCGUGCGCUUCACCAAGAUCCUCAGCCUGCUGCGCCUGCUGCGCCUCUCGCGCCUCAUCCGCUACAUCCACCAGUGGGAGGAGAUCUUCCACAUGACGUACGACCUGGCCAGCGCCGUGGUGAGGAUCUUCAACCUCAUCGGGAUGAUGCUGCUGCUGUGCCACUGGGAUGGCUGCCUCCAGUUCCUGGUGCCCAUGCUGCAGGACUUUCCUGAGGACUGCUGGGUCUCCAAGAACCACAUGGUGAACGACUCGUGGGGCAAACAGUACUCACACGCCCUGUUCAAGGCCAUGAGCCACAUGCUGUGCAUCGGCUACGGGCAGCAGGCGCCCGAGGGCAUGACCGACGUGUGGCUCACCAUGCUCAGCAUGAUCGUGGGGGCCACCUGCUACGCCAUGUUCAUCGGCCACGCCACCGCCCUCAUCCAGUCGCUGGACUCGUCCCGGCGCCAGUACCAGGAGAAGUACAAGCAAGUGGAGCAGUACAUGUCAUUCCACAAACUGCCCGGGGACACGCGCCAGCGGAUCCACGAGUACUACGAGCACCGCUACCAGGGCAAGAUGUUUGACGAGGAGAACAUCCUGGGGGAGCUCAGUGAGCCGCUCAAAGAGGAAAUUAUCAACUUCAACUGCCGCAACCUGGUGGCCAACAUGCCCCUGUUUGCCAACGCUGACCCCAACUUUGUGACGGCCAUGCUGACCAAGCUGCGCUUCGAGGUCUUCCAGCCUGGGGACUUUAUCAUCCGUGAGGGCACCGUGGGUAAAAAGAUGUACUUCAUCCAGCACGGCGUGGUCAGCAUCCUCACCAAGGGCAACAAGGAGACAAAGCUGUCUGAUGGCUCCUACUUUGGGGAGAUCUGCCUCCUGACGCGGGGCAGGCGCACGGCCAGCGUGAGAGCCGACACCUACUGCCGCCUCUACUCCCUGUCCGUGGAUAACUUCAACGAGGUGCUGGAGGAGUACCCCAUGAUGCGCAGAGCCUUCGAGACGGUGGCCAUGGACCGGCUGGACCGCAUAGGGAAGAAGAACUCCAUCUUGCUCCGCAAGCGAGCCGAGCACAGCUCGGGACCCCUGAACAACGAGAUCAUCCAGCAGAUCGUCAAGCACGACCAGGACGUUGCCCACAACAUCCAGGACCUGCAGCAGAUGGCGAUGGGCCGGGAGCUGAGCGGCAAACCGGUGAUUUGGGAGCCUCUGGUGCACGCCCCUCUUCAGACAGCCGCAGCCACCACCAACGUGGCCAUCGCUCUGACCCACCAGCACAGCCUGCAGGCUCACAUCUUCCUGCCGCCCUCCUCCAUCUCCAGCCCGCUCUCUCCCGAAGCCACGCUGCUCACCAAGCCCGUGCGCCGCUCCCAGCCCAGCCUGGGGGGCUCCCGACCCUCCUCCAUCAGCUCACCCUCCGGGGCACCCUCCCACCUGCAGACACCGGCUGCUGCUUCGCCUUCCUCCCCCAUGGUCCAGCCCCAGGCGGCGAUGGAGAGCGGAGCCCAGAGACCCAUCCCCGGGGUGCAGCCCCUGCCUCGCUCAGCACAGAGAGGGGAGAUGCCCGCGGGGUCCAAACAACCCCCGGCCGCCCCCCAACCCCAACUCUCCCGGUCCCGCGGUGCUUCUCUCUCCACCUCUCUGCUGCAACAAGCGGCGGGCGCUGCUUCCCCCAGCUCCGAGCAGGCGAUGCCACCGGGGAGAACGCUCCACUACAGCCUGUCCCGAGCCAGCGGCUCCCACAUCUCCCUCCUGAUGCAGCCCCAGCAGCUGGUGAAGCACAGGAGCAUCCAGGGCUUGCCGGUGGGGCGGCUCACGCAGGAUGUGCGGCUCCUAUCUGCGUCCCAACCUUCCCUUCCUAAUAAAGUAGCCCAGCAAGGCGAUGGGAGCUGUUUGAAGCAAGGCAGGAAAUCUGCGGGGAAUUUAGCCCGCAGGUCCUCACCCUCGGUAGCCGGACUCUUGGCCAAGCCGUGUGCGGGGGUGCCAGCCCAGCCCGCACACCCGCAGCAGACACCUUCAGGAUCGCUGGUUCAACCCACUCCCCAAUCCCCGAGCUCCGCAUCCCGGCAGGCGGCAGGUCCCUCCCGCAAGGGCUCCGUGGCCUUCAGCCCCGAGGUGGAAACAGCGAAGCCCAAACUCCCGUCCAACAUGUGAGUCCUGGCGGUGCCCACGCAGGCGGGAGGGAGCCGGGCAUCCCUGCGGCAGAAGCGGCAGGAGGAGCAGAGAACCAGCCCCGCCGUGCCGGAGGGAAAAUGAGGUGAGAGGCAUCAAUCGGGGCUGUUUCAGGCAUGGGGAUGAGGAUGGUGCCAGCCCCAGAGCUGGCACAGCUGGAUGAGGAGGCAGCUCUGCUGUCUGCCCCAAGGUGGGGUCACCCUGCCCUUGCUCAUCACCAUCUGUGAGUUCUGCCCUCCAGGUCAGAGCCCUUUGCCCAAAUUCUGGCCUCUCUGGGGAGCUCAGCUCCCCACAGCUGCCCCUUGGGGGCUGGGUCCCCCAGGCUCUGUGCUGCGUGUCCCACAGGCUGUCCUCGGGGCAGGGUGACAUUGGCAGCUCCUCCAGCUUGUCCCCGAUGCCCACCUCCAUGCCCAGAUUGCCCCUUUGCCUUUAGGGUGAGGAGGCAGAGGCACGGCCUGUGUCUUCUGCCCGGGUGGAGGGAGGAGAUGGAGCCCAUGGCAGGCAGAGCAUGAGGAGGGUCCAGGGUCAGCACUCCCCUUUCCCACAGUGCCAGGACCACCUGGGGGUCCUGGGCAGGGCUCCCCUGGUGUGGCCAGUGCCAAGGGGCAACGCUGGGGGCAGAGGAGCAGCCCCCCAGUCCCUCUCCCCAGCUUGUGGGACCGUUUUGCCUCAGAGGUGCUGAGUGCCAGUCAGGUUGGGAUGUGC
Molecule: messenger RNA, 3902 nt
Organism: Taeniopygia guttata (zebra finch)
Lineage: Eukaryota; Metazoa; Chordata; Aves; Passeriformes; Estrildidae
Gene: HCN3
Product: hyperpolarization activated cyclic nucleotide gated potassium channel 3
Biological process (GO): potassium ion transmembrane transport; regulation of membrane depolarization; sodium ion transmembrane transport
Cellular component (GO): dendrite; axon; membrane
Molecular function (GO): voltage-gated potassium channel activity
Source: RefSeq, a predicted model, not a curated record